This is a messenger RNA of Anastrepha obliqua, 885 nucleotides long. RefSeq names its product hemicentin-1-like. Gene Ontology annotation, cellular component: neuron projection membrane. The record is from RefSeq and is a predicted model, not a curated record. Bases 1 to 885 code for a protein of 294 amino acids. NCBI's taxonomy places the organism in Eukaryota, Metazoa, Arthropoda, Insecta, Diptera, Tephritidae. Gene Ontology annotation, biological process: synapse organization. The transcript is spliced from 5 exons.
AUGGCGCCGCCUUGCAGAGCGCAAAUGCCAAUGAGUCUGCCAGCAGCUCCUCAACCCAACUGGAUAGACACCGAUGAGUUGCUGCAUAAAAUUUUCACCAAAAAGCAGCAACACGAAUACGCACAUCGACAGCAACUGCAGUGGUCAGACGCAAAACACAAUAACAAAGCUUCCCCGGGGCCGGCGCCCUACUUUGAGAACUCCACACAAAGAAGUGUUGUUGUAGCUGUUGGACGUACUGCGAAAUUGCACUGUCGAGUACGAAAUUUGGGUGAUCGCGCGGUUACUUGGAUACGUCAACGUGACUUGCACAUCCUGACAAUCGGUGUGAUGACCUACACAAAUGACCAGCGCUUCGAGGCUUUACAUUGCGAUGACUCUGAUGAGUGGCUGUUGAAAAUUACAUCCGUGCAGCUGCGGGAUACCGGAGUUUAUGAGUGUCAAGUUUCGUCUGAGCCGAAAAUUAGUCAAGCCUUCAAGCUGCACGCUUUAGUGGCCAAAGCAAAAAUCCUAGCAAAUCCAGAAUUGGUCUUUCAAAGCGGCAGUGACAUUAAUCUUACCUGCAUCGACGAAGAGGCGCCUUCACCACCUUCUUACAUUUACUGGUACAAAGAUGGUGAACUAAUUAACUACUCGCAACGUGGUGGUAUUAACGUGCUGACAGAGCGCCUAACGAAAACCAGCAAAUUACUAAUCGCACGUGUCGUGCCCAGUGACUCCGGCAACUAUACGUGUCUACCCAGCAAUUCCAAUUCCGAUAGCGUCUACGUGCACGUAAUUAAGAGUGAACACCCUGCAGCUAUGCAACACGAGCGUGCUAUGGCCCUACAACGACCGCAUCUGUUCCUCUCUUUGCUCAUAGUAAUGAGUUUACAAGUCAGAUGA